Molecule: messenger RNA, 2832 nt
Organism: Plasmodium gonderi
Lineage: Eukaryota; Apicomplexa; Aconoidasida; Haemosporida; Plasmodiidae
Product: vacuolar protein sorting-associated protein 16
Exons: 1
Coding region: 1-2832 (943 amino acids)
Biological process (GO): intracellular protein transport; vacuole fusion, non-autophagic; endosomal transport
Cellular component (GO): HOPS complex; lysosomal membrane; endosome
Molecular function (GO): actin binding
Source: RefSeq, a predicted model, not a curated record
AUGAACACAAACGAAUGGAACAAUAUUGAUAACACAUAUUAUGGAAAACAGAAACUAAGUAACAUGCUAUGGAGUAAUGAAGAUGUGCUUCGAGAUGGUAUUGCAUGCUCAGGGAAUAUAGGUUUAAUGGCCGUUUUGAGAAAUAAAGAGAAAAUUGAUAUUUACAAUAAGGAAGAUAACUUAAAAAUUUACACAAACAUUGGUAGAUUAAUAUCUAGUUGUAAAUUAACGUCAGAUGGGUUAAUAUGUUUUGGAUGGAAUAAAAAUAAUGACCUAGUUUUAUUAUUUAAAGACAAUAUAGUUAGAGUAUAUUCAUGUUUUUGUGAAAAAAUAUAUGUAUUUUCAUUAGAUGAAAAUAUAAAAAAUGAGGGCAUAUUAUAUGGCUCCAUAUGUGAAGAAGGAAUAAUUAUAAUUACAGAACGUUUGAAUAUUUAUGUUAAUUAUUACUUUAAUGGUAACAAUUGUGUUAAAUACCCAUCGGUUGAUUUGAAAGGGAAACCAAAUUGUGUAUGUUCUGUGGAAGAGGAUAAAGUUCAUGAUGAGUUAAACAUCGAACAUAAUUAUUUUGAUAAUAAGCCUAAUAAUGAUUUGUUAAGGUUAAAUAUUAAGAAUUAUAUUACCAACCCAUUUGAUAGUAAAAAGGAAAAUGUGAAUGAUAAUUUUAGAGCAAAAAGCAAUGCCCUUACCGAGAGUGCGGAUAAUUAUAAUACAAUAUUGACAUCACAAAAUGUGGCAGAGAAAAAAUCCAAAAGAAUAUUAAUGAAAAUAUCUGCCUACGACUUGAACAAAAAGGAAGAAAAAAAUAACUCAACAAAAAAUUCAGCUAAAUCGGAUAAAAAAGAAGAAAAGGAAUUAAACAUACAUCUCAUAAUUGCCCUAUGUAAAGGUGGAUUUUUACUGAUAAAUAAAAAUCGUUUUAAAUUUUAUGAUACAGAUUAUACUAGUGUUUAUACAAAUAUGUGCAUAUCCAAAUCGGGAAGCAUUUUGGCUUUCUUAGCGGAUAAUGGUAUCAUAAAAAUAUAUUUAACAAAAAAUUUAAAUAAAUGUAUAGAAGAAACUAUUUUAGACAGUAAGAAAAGUAUUAAACAAAUUGUCUGGUGUGGUGAUGAUUGCUUAGCAGUUUACACACCAAUGAUAACUCCAUCGAAUUAUAUUCAGCAUAUGUUAUUUAUUGGUGGUCCUAAGAAUCAAUGGAUACCUUAUCAAUACAGAAACGACUUGUAUCUGAUUGGAGACAUAUAUGGAGUAAAAAUUAUAAGUAAAGAAAAUUGCGAAUAUAUUAGUAGAAUCAGAAAAUCCACAUUUAACAUUUUCAGUAUAGGUAGUUGUACCCCAUCAGCUAUGCUUUAUUAUUCAUAUGAAAAAUAUAGAAAUGGAAACAGCUGUCUGGACGAUGAAAUAAGAGCAUUUAAUAACAAUUUGGAAGUUGCAAUUGAAGAGUGUUUAAAUGCUGCUACACACGAAUAUAACGAAAAUGUCAUUAAUCUCCUUCUUCAAACAUCUCUAUUUGGGAAAAAUUUCAUGAAAGAUAAUUAUAAUUGUAAGAAAUUUUUAUUAACUUGUUUAUAUUUACGAAUAUGUAUCAAUGUUAGAAAGCCACCUUUAGAUAUUUUUCUAACGGCAUCUGAGCUGCAGUACAUUAGCAUUCCUUCCUUUGUCAAUUACAUUGCCAGACGAAAAGAGUAUCUUUUAGCCUAUCGGAUUUGUGAAUAUGCAGGAAUUAAAACAGAAAAAAUACUAACCGAAUGGUGCAAGGAAAAAAUUGAAAAAUCGAUUGAAUUAACAGAUGAACAGUUGUGUGCAUCUAUAACAGAAAAAAUUGGAAACAAAAAAAAUAUAGAUUAUUCUUACAUCGCCUUUGUUGCUGCCAAAUGCUUGAGACCACAGUUAGCUACUAUCAUUAUUCAAUAUGAAGAAAACAAAAAGAAGCAAAUUGACAUGUUACUUAAAUUAGCCAAUUACAGCUCAGCUAUUGAAAAAGCUAUUCUGUCCAAAGAUAUCGAACUUGUGUAUAUGUGUAUUAUAAACAUUUUAAAUCAAGAAAAGGUCAAUGCCAAUGGGGAAAGGGAAUUAUCAACUCUGAUAGAUGUUUUUAACAAAAAUGUACAAGCUGCUAAUUGUUUUUAUAUUUAUUGUAAAAAAACAAAACAGUAUAAUUUACUUAAAGAAUUUUACGAAAAAAAUGGUCAACACUCUAAAGCAGCUUUUGUUACUUUAGAUCUAGCUCUUUCCAAAAAAAACUUGGACCAAAAGAAAACGUGGUUAGCUUAUUCUGCAGGGUUCCUAACAACGGAUCAAAUGAAUAGCCACAUUAAAUUUGUACAUAAAUCUUUGAUGAAUAACAUUGAUUUGUUAAACUAUCAAAAAGAGUUAGAAAUGAAAUAUAAUAAAAAAUCCGUCAUAGGAUACCCCCAUAAAAUCCAAGGAUUAUCCUUAAUGAAGACCGUAGAAUAUAUCAUAUCAGUUGGGGAAUUUUUGGACGCCGAUCAUAUUUUUAAAAAGUUUAAAAUAUCAGAACCUAAAUUUUGGAGAUGUAAAAUACAUGCCCUAGCUAAAAAUAAAUAUUUUGAUGAAUUGUACAACUUUGCCCAUUAUAGAGUAUCACCAAUAGGUAUGGACUAUUUUAUCGAAUGUUCCCAUGAAUAUGGCUCUAUACCUCUAACCAUUAAGUUAAUUCAAAAAAUUAAGGACUUGAAUUUGCAGUAUAAAUGGUUUACAAAAUUGAACAUGCAGAAUGAAGCAGAAAGUGUGUUGGAAGAAAUCAAGGCUCAAAAAAUAACAACUACGUCUCUUUUUCAGACCAUAUCGGAUGCUAUAUCCAACAUGCGAUAG